Molecule: messenger RNA, 2333 nt
Organism: Chrysoperla carnea
Lineage: Eukaryota; Metazoa; Arthropoda; Insecta; Neuroptera; Chrysopidae
Product: nose resistant to fluoxetine protein 6-like
Exons: 12
Coding region: 8-2083 (691 amino acids)
Molecular function (GO): acyltransferase activity, transferring groups other than amino-acyl groups
Source: RefSeq, a predicted model, not a curated record
GUUAAGCAUGAUCCAUUGGCUUUUUAUUUCAUUAUUUUUAAAUAUUGCCAUAGUGAAGUCAGAGUUAGUGGAAGCCAAAUACAAUGAAAUUUUUCCAAUAGUUCCGAAUUACGUUCUAAACUCGACAAAUACUGAGUGUGUGCAACAUAGUGUCUUAUAUUUAGAAAAUUUUCAAAAUUAUACAAAAUGGGCAUUUCAAAUGUGGGAUGCUUCCUCAAAAACUCCUAUAGCACAAAUGGUUGCCGAUUCCAUUAAUAUUGGACAUUUUGAUGAAUGUUUAACCGCAAAUGCACCAUUCGACACCCAACAUUGUUUAAUUGAUGUUAAAUUAACAUUAGAGCAACCACCAAAGACGAAUGAAGAAACUAUAUUUGACUCAAUUCUGACACCUACAAAUAGAUUUCGAAAUGUGCGAAAUUUCUAUCGAAAUGGCAUAUGUUUACCCAAAUCUUGUGAUUAUAUGACAUUAAAAAAUUAUUUGGUGACAUAUUUUGAUAAUUAUUCAAUGAAUAAUGAAAUGAAUAUCAGUUAUGAAGUAUCAUUUCCACCUAAUGCUUGCCAAGUUAAUGAACGUGAAGAAUUUGAUAUUUAUGAUAUAUUAUUUUGCGUUGUAAUUAGUGUGUUUGUGGUGCUUGUAAUUAUUUCAAGUAUAUUACAAAGUUAUUUGAAUUUAAAAUCAAAUUCGUUUCUUGGUAUCAUAAUUCAGUCAUUUUCACUAAAGCAUACAGUUGUCAAUGAUCUGCUAAAAACUGAUGAGAAUAACUUAAAAUAUUUACAUGGUCUUAAAGUAUUUUCAAUAACUUGGGUAAUCUUCGGACAUGGUCUAGCUCUAUCCCAUGCAGGAGUUAUAUAUGAUUACAGACACUCUGAAGGGGUUUAUAAUUAUCUACUUAAUUAUGUUGUUUUACGUGGUGACUUAUGGGUGGAUACAUUUUUCAUUGUCAGUGGUCUACUUUUAUCAUAUCUGUCAUUGUGUCAAUUUGAAAAGGGGAAAAAAUUAAAUCCAGCAAUGUUAGUCAUUUUACGAUAUUUGAGAUUAACACCGUUAUAUGCUAUAGUUGUAUUUUUCUUUGCCACAAUAUAUACAAAAUUAGGAAAUGGACCUCUAUAUCAUCUAAUAUUGGAUGACGAAAAACAAACGUGUCGUGAAAAUUGGUGGCUAAAUUUACUUUACAUAAGUAAUUAUGUAAAUACAAAUAGAACUUGUAUACCAACCUCAUGGUUUUUGCCCUGUGAUCUUCAUUUUUUCAUUAUUGGAGUAUUAAUUGUUAAAUUGAUUAACAAAAAUCAUCAAUAUGGAUUAUUAACACUUGGAAUUAUAGCAUUCACUUCCAUGAUAGCAUCAUCAGUAUUAACGUUUAUCAAUAAUUGGGAUGGUGUCGUCUUAUUUACUAUACAAUUAGUCCAACAACCAAGAAAUGAUACAGUUUUUAAUGAGCGUUACAAUCAAAGUCAUUUAAGAAUUGCCACAUAUUUGGUUGGUAUUGUUCUUGGAUAUAUUUUGUACACACAAAAAAAUUCAAAUAUUCAAUUAAAUAAGAGAAAAUCAAUUUUGUUUGGAACUUCAGCUGGUCUUACAUUAAUUCUAUUGAUCGUAUCUAGUCGAUUAUUUUAUGUAUCAAAUUUUCCUUACCCAUUUAUAGCUGCUAUUUUUGCAGGAUUUCAUCGAUUAAUUUGGGCAAUUGCAAUAUCAGUUAUAAUAUUUUGUUUUGAAUAUGGAAAAUUGGAUACAAUCAAAAAUUUAUUAUCGUCUUAUUUUCUCACAAUAUUAAGUAAAUUAACGUAUGCAGUUUAUUUAGUACACCCAGCUUAUCUUUUGCAUAUAAUUGGAACUCAAAGAGUACCAUAUGUUGAAGGAGAUUUUGCUCUUAUAAAUCGAGCUUUGCAAAUAAUAUUGAUGUCAUAUAUUAUUGCAUUUUUUGGAUAUAUUAUGAUUGAAGCACCUUUAAGAAAUAUAAUUAAAUUAACAUUGUACCCACCGAAGGAUAAAAAGACUUCAAGUUUUUUAAAUUUAACGAUCAAUGGCAAUGAUAAAAAUAAUACUGAUGUUGAGAAGAAUAGAUCUAGUGUAACUAAAUGUUAAAAUUUAUUUUAGUGUCCAUUACUUUAAAUAAACAUUUUUUAGAAAUAAUAACAAGGAAGCAAUCUAGUCCAAUAACGUUUCGUAUCACAAAACCACUCCAAACAAAUUCUGUAAGACGUAAGCAACCCAAUAAAAUUGUUCUUUUCGUAUCCACAAAAAUUAACAAUUUGGUGCUUGUUUAUGUAUAUUUAGAAAUACUGAUUGUACGUUUAAAAGGCGAUUAUUUAAAUGAAAUCAAUUUUCAAUAAAA